AUAGUGGACGAGCGAGACUUUUUUGAGAUCAUGCCCAGCUUUGCAAAGAACAUUGUCGUGGGUUUCGGGAGGAUGAACGGACGUACCGUGGGUAUCGUCGGAAACAACCCCAAGUACUCUGCGGGUUGCCUGGACAUCAAUGCUUCCGUGAAGGGAGCUCGAUUUGUCCGCUUCUGUGAUGCCUUCAACAUUCCUAUCAUCACUUUUGUGGAUGUACCUGGAUUCUUGCCUGGAACUGCUCAAGAAUACGGAGGCAUUAUUAGGCACGGUGCCAAACUGUUGUAUGCUUUUGCCGAAGCCACGGUUCCCAAAAUCACCGUAAUUACUAGAAAAGCUUAUGGUGGUGCCUAUGACGUGAUGAGCUCGAAGCAUCUGCGUGGAGACAUCAACUAUGCUUGGCCCACUGCUGAAAUUGCAGUGAUGGGAGCCAAAGGGGCAGUGUCCAUCCUCUUCCGUGGCAAGCCAGACCAGGCCCAGAUGGAACAGGAAUACACUGAGAAGUUCACCAAUCCCUUCUCUGCUGCAAUCAGAGGUUUCGUGGAUGACAUCAUCGACCCCAGCACCACUCGUAUGCGCCUCUGCCGAGAUCUGGACCUCCUUCAGCGCAAGAAGAUGGAUUUGCCCUGGAAGAAACACGCCAACAUGCCCCUGUGAGCAUCUACCAAAGGACGGAUGAUCAAGUGCCUCUACGAUGAAAAAACAAGCUGCCCGAAACUGACGUUAAAUCCAGUCUUCAGAUGGAUCCAGUGAGGUAUUCAGUGUGAACUUUUGAACAGUGACAUUCCACAUAGUGUCUCAAGGUGGAUGGACUUGCAGAGAUUUAGUCUUCCUGUCUCUUUUUGGAGAUUCAGUCUUUUGUUAAAAGUUAGAACAGAUUUAAUCGCUUUGAGUGGAAUCUCCCUUGAGGAAACUUCACUGAAAGAAGAGAAAACAGAUGUAAUGAAAUAUGUUACAUGAUAUCUGUAUUUUUUAUUUCUAUAUUUAAAGUUAUUGUAAUGUUUUUUGAGAAAUGUUUUGGAUACAGUGUCAUUUUUUUAAUGCAGAAAGGGGGAGUAAUUAUCAUAACAUAGAACACUUUCUACUUUUUCAAUGUUUUUUGCCAAACUAUAGUUGGGGCAAACCUAACCUGGCACCAUCUUGAUGCUGUAUUUAGGAUCAAUGGAGCCUUCACAAUACUGCCAGUUUAGGUUUGCCCCAACUAUAGUUAACACAAAGCUCUCAUCUGCUUAUCAACUGAAGCCAUAAACAAGGUUGCUAGCAUUUCGAUUCAAAUGUCUAAUUUUUACAUGUUGCUAUUGUCGUGUCUGAUGACGUGCAGAGCGCGAAAGGUUUAGAUGUCUCCAAAAGUCUUGAUAACAAGAUCAGCCAAUUCUAUCGUAUAUAUCGUGAUAUAUCUCGUGGUCAUUAAUGCUAUUUUAAUAAUAUGAAUAUUUUCAAUGCAUCAUUGAAGCAGUAAUCUAAUGUGUAGUAGUAGUAAAUUGUUUUAUUUUUAAAAAUAUUCUAUACUAAAAUUGCAAAACAAGAGAAAAUGAAGAGUAAAUAACAGUAUGAUUCAUUGGAUUUGGUUUAAAGGUCUCAACUGUUAAACAAGGGUCGUAAUUUCUAGGGAACCAUUUCUCAUAUCCUUCAGUUUAUUCUCAACAAGGAAGUAAUGCUGAUUUUGCCAAGCUGUCAGAAAAAUAAAAUAAUAAUUUAAUUUAAAAUAAAACAAUCUAUAACUGGUGUAUUAUACAAAUAUGAAACAAAAUGUCUCAACUCAUAUUAAAACUUAAUAAUGAUUUUUAAAAAAUCUACUUAAAAAUUGUUAAGUGUUAUCAAAUUCAGUUGAGUCAGUUAAUCAUAUUCUGUUUCUCCAACAUCGUAACAUAACAAAAUUGGAAGCAAUUUCUAUUCCCAACCAAAUUUGAGUUUUUGCCCAAGAACUCUGUGAAAUUGUUUCAAUUAUCAAAUUAAUAUUGAUGGAAACCCUAACUAAUGUAAUUAUCUAUGACUCAAUUGGUGUUAUGGAUAAAAUUAUGUCUUGUUUUUGUAUUUUUUUAAAAAUUUUUUCAUGCAAGAAAUUUUCUUUCUUCAAGCAACACUUUCAACACAUUCCUCUUUUCUGCAUUUGUUGUUCUCAGUAAAAAGAAAAAUCAAAAUGUUUUGCGAUGUUUAAUUUCAAUAAUCAAAAUGGAAGGUUCUUGGGUGUAAGGGAAGAAAAUUGUGACCAGUACACAGACAGACUUUUGAAAAGCUUUAUUUUUUUAGGUAAAAAGGUUAAGAAUUUUAAAUUAAAAUUUUCAGUAAAAAUUAAUAUUACUGUUUGAGUCAAAGCUCUAAAACGAAAACUAAAUAAUAUUUUCAAACAGUCGAGUCACUUGAAAAUGUCAUGUUUUGUUCCAAUUUUAUGUAUGUGAAUGUUCAAACUAGCAAACGUUAAAUUAUAACUGUAUUUUGAAUAAUAGUAAUGAAAUUACUUGAGUGAAUUUAUUCAAGUGCAGAUAAAAUGAUCUACAUUUUAUGUCCAAAAACUUUUUGUCAACAAAAGUGAAACAUUCAUUUACUUCAGAAAACAUUUACGAGUCUUAAAAAGUUGCUGAAAUUUAUGAUGUGAUUAUAUGUAAAUUAUAUCAAAAAUGAGUGAUUGAUUCUCCAAUUCCGUUUUCUGUGUCAUAUAAUUUUCUAUGCAGUGUAUGUGAAGUUCAUUCAUAUCAUAAAAGGGAGGCUCCACUAAUACAGUAUAUUCCCGAUAACUCAAAGUCGGAUAACUCGAAUAUUACUGUAACUCAAAAGUUUUUAUCAAGUCCAACCCCUUUGUCUUCGAUUCCAUUCUAAUUAUUCUCAAUAUCUCCAAGUUAACUUCUUUUAACUCGAAGUUUUUUCCAAGAGGACUCGAAAUUUGUUUUGAAAGGACAAGAAAAAGGGGAAGAAACAAGUGACUAUGAGUGAAAAAUUAAUUCACCUUCACUUGCAAUUCCUGCACAAUACACCACUAAAGCAAGAAGAACACCUGUCCUGACCUGUUGAGCCAAUGUGCGAUAAAAGAGUUACUCGUGCGGAAAUGAGUUCGCUUGUUUUCUUUUGUUGUACUGCACUGUCUACACUUUGACAUGUUGCUGAACUACGCAUUUGCUUUUAAGGGGUUACAGUAUCUCAAAAAUGAUGAAACAAUAAAAAAAAAAAAUCGUUUAUUUCAAAACUAAAAACUAUUCCGAACACAGGGGAAAAGUUUCAUUGCUUUAGUUCAAAUAUUUAAAAAGUUAUGUGUGGUUUUAGGCCAUGCUCGCUAUGUGUUCUUAUACAAAAGAAAAACUUAAAACUGCUUUUUCUCGAUGAUGGUUUUUUUUUUUUUUUUUUUUUUUUUGUGUGUUUUCAUGUCAUUAGAAUCCCUAAGGAUUUUUUUCUAUUAAAGAUACAGCUUUAAAGUAAUACUUUUUGCAAUUGGGAUUACAUAUUUUACAAAACUGUGCAUGGGAUAAGCAUUUUAUAAAUUACUCAUAUGUUUAGAGCAUGUUAAACCUUUAAAAACGAAAUUUAAAAAAAAAAAACUUUGAUUUUUUACAUAUUUUAUCACAGAAAAUUUUCUAAUAAACUCAUAAUCAAAUGAAUGCACAGAUUUUUAGAGAUGAUUAUAGUGAUCAUUUAGCAAAAAGCUUUUUUUUAAAUUAGUGCAAAAAUAAAAAAACUUUAAGAAUUUUAAAAAAUUGAAAUUUUCCUCAUUUUUUUGAAUUUUUAAAAAAGUAGGCAAUAUUUUUAAAUUUUGAAAAUAAAUUAUUGAUUAAGAAAUAAGUAUGCAUGUUAUGGUUUCAAAAAUAUAAAAUUUACUUAAAUUUUAAAAAAAUGUUUGAAAGGUACUGUGACUCCUUAAGCUGUCAAGUUGUCAGGUCAACUGAUUGUACCUUUAUUCAAAGCCUGACCUAAGUUAAGAUGCGUUCCCCUUCAUUCUUGAGUUUGAUUAUUUGCUGAUAAGUUCCUGAGAGACGGAGUGAGUUUUCUUUACGCUUAAAGAUGUCUAAGCAAGUACUCUGUCAAUGAUAUUAAAAGAAAAAUAGAAACUUCUAAAGCGGUGGAAUCCAUGAAUCCGAAUUUGAAACAAAUGAAGAUGUACACCUUUCCUGAAAUAGAAUCAGCUCUAUUCAAGUGGUACCAACAGUAUACUCUAAAAACAACAAUUUCAAAAAUGACGAAAAAGUACUCAAAUUUGAACAUACCACGAGUCAAAAUGGCUCCGACUAAGUGGUAUUCAAAGUUGAAGCGUUCAAAUACUCAAAUCAACAUGUGUGCUCAUUUUUGAAUAUGUAAUAAUUUCAAAACUGAGUAUUAUGUACUCAUUUUUGAGUAUGAAAUAAUUCAGCUCUUUAUUUGAAAACAUGGGUACUCAUAUUUAAAACAAAAGGUUUCAAGAAAAUUUGAAAGCAUGAAUAUACUCAUUUUUGAAAAAUUAAAUUUUCUCAGUGUAUCAAAAUCAAAACUAUGCUUUUGGUUUUUUCUCUCUCAAUAUUUUUGAUUAAACUGCAUAUUGUGCUUAAAAACUUUUAAGUGCUGUAAUUUUGUCUGUUAUAUGUAUAUAUUAAUUAAAAUAUUUGUUGGUUUUUAAUAUUAAAAUGUAAACUAGCGGUAAGUCGAACUUCCGAUAAGUCGAAUUUUUUCGUCGGUUUCUUCAGAUUCGAGUUAUCCCGAAUUGACUGUAUAUGGAGAUUAGUGCCAUAAAACAAUUUUCAAAAAUUGUUUCCUUUAGUUUUCGUUCUCAAAAAUGCAUUUUUGAUCAGCUGAGACAAGUCAAAAGAUUUUGAAUGUUGACUCUGUUCUAAAGGCAAGUUUAAGGGGAGUCAGUACCCUGUAGAAACCUAAUGUUAAAUUAUUAAAUUUUGUGUACCUUUUCCUCAAAAAGUUUAAAUAAUAGAAACUUGCAACUUGCAAAGGUUUUAAAAGAUGCCUAAGAGUUUACUGAAGUGAAAUUUUACGAAAAUCUAAGCAAUAGGUGGUGAAAUUUUUGAAAUUAUAUAUAAAGUAGUUUUUUAAGAAAAGGAAGAUGAGUUUUUAAAACUGACGUUUUGACUAAAUCGAGUUUGAAGAUACAAUUGGACGCACAGUUUAAUAUAUUCCUGCCCCAAUGCUACUUGAAUUGAUUUACUUUUAUUCAAAAUAGACACAUGAAUUUGUUGUCGCUUGAAAGUUCUUGAUUUGAACAUUUUGAAUGUAUAGAAACUGAAAAAUUAUUUUCUCAGAGUUUUUAGUGUAUCAACUCCCCUUAAAAAAACCUUUUUAGGAAUCUCUCAAGAAUCUCUGUUUAUUUUUCUUGGAAAAGAAUCUUUACCUAUGGAAUCUCAGUGUCAGAUCUGUGUUCAAGUUUUCUAGUGGCAUUUUAUCAUUUUAUCCUUUUUUGUUGAUAUUAUGUUAGGCAUUUUUUUGUGAAUUGAAUAUUUACUAUAUAUCUUUUAUGUGUUUUGAAUCUUAAGAUGAAUCAUUAAAAUGUUAUUUUG
Molecule: messenger RNA, 5462 nt
Organism: Uloborus diversus
Lineage: Eukaryota; Metazoa; Arthropoda; Arachnida; Araneae; Uloboridae
Product: propionyl-CoA carboxylase beta chain, mitochondrial-like
Cellular component (GO): mitochondrion
Molecular function (GO): propionyl-CoA carboxylase activity
Source: RefSeq, a predicted model, not a curated record